Messenger RNA from Penicillium olsonii, 1455 nucleotides. The record is from the annotation of a GenBank genome assembly. Lineage: Eukaryota; Fungi; Ascomycota; Eurotiomycetes; Eurotiales; Aspergillaceae.
AUGAAGGAAUUGGUGGAAAAUCCUCAGCACCGUCUGCUAAUGCAGACGGGCGCUACUGUCGUUCUGGCUUUGAUAUUCAUUUCUCUGCUUUUGAAAGCUCGCCAGAAGAAAUUACCCCUACUCAACGGCAGAAGACACAAUGAGUUCACUUUGUCCAACGCAAAAUCGAGGUUUCUUUUUAACGCAGAAGAAUUGAUAAGAUCGGGAUUGACCAAAACACGGAAAGCUUUCAGGAUAUGCACAGAUGUUGGGACCCACAUUAUGGUUUCGCCAGAGUAUGCCAAUGAGAUAAGAAACCACGAGCACCUGGUUGUUGAUAACAUCAUUGCCGAUCUGUUUCAUUCGGAUAUACCUGGAUUCGAAGCCUUCAGGGCUGAUUUCUUGAACCGGAAGUUAUUGACCAAGACUCUGUCAAAAUGCUUGAACCCAUCCCUCGAGUGGAAAGAAGUCAUUCUCAAGCCAACUGUUCUCCGAUUAGUCUCACGCCUUUCAUGCAGAGUGUUCUGCGGAGAAGAAUUGUGUGACAAUGACAAUUGGCUUCGAAUCACUGAAGAUUACACAGUCACAGCAGAUACGACUGCCAAGAAGCUAUGGCUUUGGCCCUGGCCGAUGCGAUAUGUUGUGCACUGGUUUAUGCCCUCAUGUGGGAUACUACGUUCUUAUCUCACUGAGGCUCGCCAGAUCCUCAAUCCAAUCAUCGAGAAGAGAAAGACCGAACGGUUGGAGCGAGAAAAGGUCACAAAAACCGAGAAAGGCGAUAUGAUUGACUGGUUAGAGGAUACCGCCGAUGGUGGUUUCUAUGAACCGAUAGCUGCGCAAUUAGUGUUGUCUGUGGCUGCCAUCCAUACCACAUCAGAUAUGUUGACGCAGGUGGUCUACGAUGUGUUUCAACGACCGGAGCUUGUCAAUGAUCUUCGUCAAGAAUUGAUCUCCGUUGUGAGAGAGCAAGGAAGCUUCAACGGUGCUUGUUUAUCGCAGUUGAAAUUGAUGGACAGCGUACUGAAGGAAAGUCAGCGCCUGAAGCCAUUUUCAUUGACCAGCAUGCAUCGGAGAGCUACUGAAAAUGUGACUUUAUCGGACGGACUGGAGAUUGCAAAGGGUUGGGAAAUUGAGAUGCCUUGUCUUCAUAUGUGGGAUGACACUGUCUAUCCCGCGGGCCAAAAGUUUGUCCCAGACCGUUUCUUGAAGAUGCGACAGAUCCCAGGCCAAGAAAAUAAGCACCAGCUUGUCUCCACGAGUAGCAAUCAUCUAGGGUUUGGAUAUGGCAAGUAUGCUUGCCCAGGUCGAUUCUUCGCAGCUGUUGAGGUCAAGAUUGCCCUGUCCCACAUCUUGAUGAGCUACGAUGUGAAGCUUGUGGAUGAUGCCCCCGCACCCCACAGGAUCGGGGUUGUCAUGGCAGCAAAUGUACUUGGAAGAGUCGCUGUUCGCGGACGACAGCCAGAAGUUUCGUUAUAG